AUGACUUCCCCACCCGCCGUUGGCAGCCUCUUCGCCAUUGAAAUCCCCAUCACAGACCUCUCGCGCUCCCAAAAGUUCUACUCGGAGCUCUUCGGGUGGCAGUUUGCUCCCAACGCACUCCCCAAAGGAACCGAGAAUGUAAAAUCACUGCAUUUCUUUAGCGAUGCCUCCAACUCUAUCAAGGGUGCUUUGCUGCUUCUUGAAGAGGGUGCCACGCCCAAGGCAGCUGGUAAGGAAGCGUGGAGCGUGUAUCCCACGUUCGUUGUGAGUGAUGUUGGUGAGGCUAUUGAGAAGGCCGAGGGGCUUGGUGGGGGUGUCAAGACUCCUCGAACGGAGAUUCCGAAUGGUAUGGGUGUAGUUGGACAUGUUGUUGAUCCAGACGAUAACAUCAUUGGCCUCUGGUCGCAGAAGUGA
Molecule: messenger RNA, 414 nt
Organism: Talaromyces amestolkiae
Lineage: Eukaryota; Fungi; Ascomycota; Eurotiomycetes; Eurotiales; Trichocomaceae
Exons: 3
Coding region: 1-414 (137 amino acids)
Source: RefSeq, a predicted model, not a curated record